AUGCGGAAAGCGAACAAGCGCAAGGAGUCGGACGUGGACUUCGAGGAGAAGAAGAUGAACCUGAGCCUGGGUCAGGACGAGCUGGACCGAGAGGCCGGUUACUACGUGCGCGCCGCCAGUCCGGAACCUCCUGCGGAGAGGUGGCCGCCGGGGGAGUCCUCGCGACGCCCUCUGCCUCCCAGGAUCACCCCCGACCGCUACGUCGAGGAGCCGGAGCCAUACUACCCGCCUCCGGCGGCUCCGCCCGAGUACUACAGAAGGGUGCGCUACAAGUCGGAGACCCGCCCGGGCGCGGAGUAUAGAGACAGAGUGGAGUACCACGCGGUGCCGCGAACCGCGAAGCGGUCCGUCUUCUCGCCGGAGCCGCACGAGCGCGAGAGAGAGCGCGAGAGGGACCGCGAGCGAGAGCGCGAGAGAGACCGCGAGAGGGAGCGCGAGAGGGAGCGCGAGCGGGAGCGCGACUACUACGAGAAGUACGAGAAGUACGAGCGGAAGCACAAGCGGCCCUCGCGGGAGGUCAUCGUCGAGCGCAUCCCCCCGACCAAGUGGCGCGCAGGCGCCGACCGGGAGGAGGAGCCCGCCUCGGUCGAGCGGGCGCGCGGCGACGAGUGGGCCGACCCCUGGAUGCGCCGCAAGUCGCCCACCGCCGUCCGCAGGACCACUCGCCCGCGCCGGCAGUCCUACUCGUCGGGGUCGUCCUACUCCUCCACCAGGUACCAAUCGCGGACCGCCAUUUUGGGCACGGUGGUGCGUGCCGCCAUUUUGCGCAAGAUGGUGUGCGUCGCCAUUUUGCGCAAGGUAGUGGGCGCCGCCAUCUUGGGCAAGGCGGUGUGCACUGCUAUUUUAUGCAAGGUGAUGUGCGUCGCCAUUUUGUGCAAGGUGAUUUACGCCGCCAUCUUGUGCAAGGCAGUGCGCGCCGCCAUUUUGCGCAAGGUAGUGGGCGCCGUCGUCUUGGGCAAGGCGGUGUGCACUGCUAUUUUAUGCAAGGCGAUGUACGCCGCCAUCUUGUGCAAGGUGAUGUGCACCGCCAUUUUGUGCAGCGUAUUACGCGCUGUCAUCUUGAGAAAGAUACGAUGCGUCGCCAUCUUGUCCAAGGCAGUGCGCGCCGCCAUUUUGCGCAAG
This is a messenger RNA of Orussus abietinus, 1122 nucleotides long. RefSeq names its product zinc finger CCCH domain-containing protein 18-like. NCBI's taxonomy places the organism in Eukaryota, Metazoa, Arthropoda, Insecta, Hymenoptera, Orussidae. The record is from RefSeq and is a predicted model, not a curated record. The transcript is spliced from 3 exons. The annotation marks the transcript as partial.